Messenger RNA from Morus notabilis, 986 nucleotides. RefSeq names its product F-box protein SKIP5. The record is from RefSeq and is a predicted model, not a curated record. The transcript is spliced from 5 exons. NCBI's taxonomy places the organism in Eukaryota, Viridiplantae, Streptophyta, Magnoliopsida, Rosales, Moraceae. The coding region runs from base 1 to 777 and encodes 258 amino acids. Gene Ontology annotation, molecular function: protein binding.
AUGGAGUUGGAGGAAGAGAGAAGGAGAGGAAAGAGAAAGUCUUCAUCAUCAUCAUCAUCAUCAGCAGCAGCAGCAGCAGCUCUAAUAAACAAUCUUGACGAUGGCUCUCUCAUGCACAUCUUCAGCUUCCUCUCUCCUAUCCCAGAUCGGUAUAACACCGCCCUGGUUUGCCACAGAUGGAAAUACUUGGCAUGUCAUCCUCGACUGUGGUUGCGAGUAGAUCGAUCUGUCACAGAUUUAUCAGAGCCUGGUGCUUUUCCCAGCAUUGAGACAGCUGUUGCUGCUGCAAGGGCCGGCGACACAAUUCUAAUUGCAGCUGGUGGGAAGCAUUUGGCCUCUAAUAUUCAAAUUAAAAAACCGCUUUGCCUGAUCGGUGGAGGUGAGCUGCCUGACGAGACGACUCUCAUCUGUUCUCGAGGUUCAGACAGUGCAUUGGAAUUCCUGUCUACCUGCAAACUAGCAAACUUAACCGUUAAGGCCGAGCUUGGCUGCUGCUUGCUUCAUAGAAGUGGAAGGCUUACAAUUGAUGAUUGUGUGCUUCAGUGCGAGUCAAAUCCCUUGGACUUCCUAUCUUGUCCCAUCGUGAGCACAGCCAGUGGCCAGGUGUUCUCUUCCUCUAUGAAGAAAUACCAUAGAGACAGUGUUUCGGUUUCUCAAACACGAAUCGAAGGCGGCGCCAAGGCCGUAUCAACAAGUGGGGACCUCGCAUUGCAGCGAGUUAGAGUAAUUUAUGCUCGGACUUCUCUCUUUUUCUGGUUCGACAUGGAACAUCAAUGAUGUCUUGUAUUUGUUGUUGGGUCUGUGUAACAUUAUCUUACCAUUUGAACCGUGUUUAUAUUGUUGUAGUAAUAGAUUCAAUUGUUUCUCAGAACUCUCAAUUUUAUAUUCACAGGGAAAGAAAAAGACGCGUCUGUGUGUUAAGAGUUCUUUUAGAUGCAAUUGUAGAUAACCAUUCUUUCACCAGCCAAAAAAAAAAAAAAAAAAAA